Annulohypoxylon maeteangense is the source of this 3300-nucleotide messenger RNA. Its product is annotated as WD domain-containing protein. Bases 108 to 3239 code for a protein of 1043 amino acids. The record is from RefSeq and is a predicted model, not a curated record. Gene Ontology annotation, cellular component: Pwp2p-containing subcomplex of 90S preribosome; small-subunit processome. The transcript has 3 exons. Gene Ontology annotation, molecular function: protein binding. Gene Ontology annotation, biological process: rRNA processing. Lineage: Eukaryota; Fungi; Ascomycota; Sordariomycetes; Xylariales; Hypoxylaceae.
AGCAGAGUUACGCGACGAUUAUCGAAUGCGACAAGACCCGGACAGUUUAUGUGCGAUUAAUAGGGGAUCUUUUGUCCAUGCUGUGAGGCAUUUCGCAUUCUAUCACAAUGCCGCAUUCAGAGCAUGAAGGACGUUUGGUCAAGCGACAGAAGCUCAAUGCGGUCGCGAAACCUCAAUCCUCUUCGUCGCAACAGUCCAGGAUCUUUGCUCCAUAUCGGACUAUCGGUCUCGUCUCUCCUACCAAUGUCCCGUUUACAUCCGUCCCUCUGGGGAACACCACCUUCCAGGUUACAACCUCUAUAGGCCGUUCUCUCCAUACUUAUGACCUCAAACGCGGCCUCAACCUCGUCUUUAUGACCCGACCUCAGACCCCAUACGCUAUCACUGCGACAUGUGCCUGGAAACAGAAAGUAUUUGCCGCUUGGGGCGACCCUCGCGAGGGUUCCAAACAGGGUAUUUGGAUAUUCCAGAGAGGGAAGAAAGUAGGCGAGUUGCAACUCCCACCCGAUCUUCAUCAGCCUAUCAGACAAAUUCUUGUUUUCGGCUCCUGGGUUGUUGCGUGCGGCUUGACGAGGAUAGAAGUGUGGAAGUCGGCAACUCUAGAACAUUAUACCACCUUGUUUACUAUGGCUUCUAGGAAGGGCGAUAACGAACUUACCGGUGGUAUAUGUACUAUGCCAACAUACCUGAACAAGAUCUUUGCUGGACGUCGGAACGGUUGGGUCGAAAUCUGGAAUGUUUCUACCGGAAAGUUGAUCUAUACUCUCCUACCACCAUCUUCGAACUGUGGUGCUGUCACCUGCAUGCAGCCGAGCCCCGCGCUUUCGUUAAUGGCGAUCGCAUAUGCUGAGGGCCCGUUGGUCAUCCAUAAUGUGCUUACAGACAAGAAGGUGCUGGAAGUUAACGCGGGUACGGAGGAUGCGCCUGUCACGAGUAUCUCGUUCCGUACAGAUGGUAUUGGCGCAGGUCAAGAUGGGCGCGAGAAUGGAGUCAUGGCAACAGCAACAGAAUUAAGCGGCGAUGUUACGUUCUGGGAUCUUAAUAAGGGUGGGAGAAUUAUGGGUGUUCUUAGAAGCGCCCACAACCCCCCGACACAAGAGGGAGCCUCGAUCCGUGGGGGUGUAAGCAAGAUUGAGUUCCUUGCUGGUCAGCCAGUCAUUGUCACGAGCGGCAGGGACAACUCCUUGAAGACCUGGAUAUUCGACGAGACCCCCUUUUCACCGAUACCACGAAUCCUACAUACGAGAAGCGGUCAUGCGGCACCGGUCACAUGCUUAAAAUUCUUGCCAUCUGAUUUCGAUGGUGCUGAAGCAGGCAACAAAUGGCUUCUUAGUGGUGGCAGAGACAGAAGUCUCUGGGGGUGGAGUCUUCGUCGCGAUGGUCAAAGCACUGAACUGAGUCAGGGCAAUAUCCGCAAAAAGGCUAAGAAAUAUGGAAUACUUGACAGCAGCACCUUGAGCCGUGGCCCAACUACCACACUCGAUGAUUUAAAGGCGCCGGAAAUUACUUGUAUAGCAUGUUCGUUGAACAGAGAUGGCGGGAUGGGCGCCAUGCCUGGGAAGCAGGUUUUGUGGCAAAAAUCUCAAAAUCAGAAAAAGCCCAUCAACGCUGAAGUUAGUGGCAUGACAGGUUGGGAGAGCGUGGUUACAGCGCAUAAGGAUGACUCGUUUGCUCGGACAUGGUUCUGGGGCCGUAAAAGAGCAGGCAGAUGGGCAUUCCAGACCGGCGACGGUGCAAAUGUGUCAACCGUGACCAUGAGUCCCUGCGGAACUUUCACAGUCGUCGGAUCUGUUGGUGGAUCCGUUGAUAUGUUCAACCUACAGUCGGGAUUGCAUCGCCAACGAUUCCCAUCGAAACUCACACCAGCGCAAGCGCGACAAGUCAAAAUGCAGCAAUUAAGGCAGGCAGACACUGUGGUACAGCUCCAGGCCCGCUCUGCUACCGGUUUCCUACCAGGGACGGGGAAGCACACGAAAGCUGUCACCGGAAUCGUUGUCGACUCUAUGAAUAAAUACGUGAUCAGCUGCUCUCUAGACGGAAAGGUAAAAUUCUGGGAAUUACUUACAGGAAAUUUACUAGAAGAAAUCAAUUGGGCACCGAUGACGGGGAUAACGGGUUGUUGUUAUCACCCAGCGAAUGAUUUAAUAGCUUUCUCCUGCGACGACAACUCUAUUCGAGUGGUGGACAUCGAAACAAAUCAGACUAUCCGUGAAUUUUGGGGUUGCCAAGGCAAAAUAAACGAUUUCAUAUUUUCUAACGACGGCCGUUGGAUAGUAGCAGCCUCCCAGGACGCCAUAAUACGAGUAUGGGACCUGCCAACUGGCCAUUUAAUCGAUGCUAUCCGAUUAGAAAAGCCGUGUACAGCUUUAGCAUUUUCGGCAACAGGCGAAUAUCUAGCUGCGGCAACUGAAGGGGAGUUAGGUGUCAGUAUCUGGAACAAUAAGACUCUGUUCACUCAUGUUCCGACUCGACAAAUAUCGGAGGAGUCGAUUAAACAGAUAUCGGGUCCAACAGCAUCGGGAGAAGGAGGCCAAGGUCCGCUUGAAGCCGCGUUCGAUGAGGCAACAUCUCAGGAAGCGGAAGAUGAUGUCGCUCCGCCUAACUUGGAUCAGCUUAGUGCUGACAUGAUGACUUUAAGUUUGGUGCCACGAAGUAGAUGGCAGACUCUACUACACCUUGACCUGAUCAAGCAGAGAAACAAACCCAAAGAAGCACCGAAAGCCCCAGAGAAGGCGCCAUUCUUCUUACCAUCAGCAGCUAAUACCGAAUCGUCAAAUUCGGAGGCAACAGGUUUGAAAACCGGCCAAGACCAGAGCCAAUCAAGAAUUACUCGCUUCGACCACAACAGGGCGGAACAAGCAUUCGCUAGCAAACUACAAACGGGGGCUUCUGCUGGCAAUUUUGAUGAUUUCAUCGAAUACCUCAAAUCUUUGUCACCGGCGACAGCUGAUUUAGAACUGCGUUCUCUCGUAAUCGGUGAUAAUGAUGAAUCGAAUGAAUUGCUCCAGUUCAUUCGUGCCAUGACUAGUCGCCUCGUGGCACGGCGCGACUACGAACUCACUCAGGCGUGGAUGGCCGUCUUCCUUCGCCUACAUUUCGAUCUUAUCUUGGAGAGUGAUACCCUAACAAACGCCCUGGCGGAAUGGAAGAAACACCAGGCGCAGGAAUGCGAUAGGCUGGAUAACCUAGUCAGCUAUUGCGGUGGAGUGGUGAACUUCCUUAGAAGUCCACGGACUUAAUCGGGAGUUAAGGGGAUAUAAUAUCAUACCUAUUUUUAACCCAAAUAUCGUUGAACCUAAA